GUGGGUGUCUCGGUGGGCUUGGGGAGCACUUCCUUUCCCAGUGCCCCUUGAAAGACACACAGUCGAUGUAGAAGACAUUGGAAGAGACCAUGGCUGUCACUCUGGAAUCCCAGACCCAGACUUCUCUUUCGUCAGAGCCUCAAGAACUCCUGAUUGUGAAGUUGGAAGACUCUUGGAGCUCUGAAAGCCGACCCUGGGAGAAGGACCCUGUCCCUGGCCCUGAGGCUUCUCGACAGCGCUUCAGACAGUUCCAGUACAGGGAUGCAGCUGGGCCCCAUGAGGCUUUUAGCCAGCUCUGGGCACUCUGCUGUCAUUGGCUGAGACCAGAGAUUCGCCUCAAAGAGCAGAUCCUGGAGCUGUUGGUGCUGGAGCAGUUCCUGACCAUCUUACCCCAGGAUGCCCAGGCCUGGGUGCAAGCACACCACCCUGAGAGUGGUGAGGAGGCUGUGGCACUGGUAGAGGAUUGGCACCGAGAGAGCCAGGCUUCAGAACCCCGGGAACUAGAAUCGUACACAGAAGAAACCAGGCUCUUAAAGUCAGUGGAGGAAUCUCAGAAUCUCCAGCUAAAAUCAGCAAAUCACACUUCUGAGGAGCAAUCUCAGAAGCAAUGUGUGAAGAAUCAAUGCUCUGACCUUCCCAAGCAUAUAGAUGCCAAGUUGUCGUCACAGUCCUUGAAGGAGAGCUCCAUCUUCAUGCCCCAAGUUCCUACUCUCCCAAAGAUGGGGAUCAUCGGAGACUGGGAGGUGACUGCUGAGUCUCAGGAAGCCCUGGGCAUUGGCAAACAUACUGCGAAGGAGUGUCACAAAGAUCCGCCCGGAGACAACUGCAGGAAUGGUGUGUUCCUGGGAGUUCCAGUUUCAGAACCAUCUGUUUCUCAGCAAGAGCAAGGAUCAGAACUUUGGGGUCUAGGCCUUAUGAAUUCUGGAAGAAAAACCACUGCAGAUUUUAACCUAGAUAGUGAACAAACCAAAACGUCUCAGAUGACAUUGGCAUGGAGGGAUUCCAGGGCCUGGGAAGAACAGUGUCAAUGGGACACAGAAGACAUGAAGGUGUCAGGUGUACACUGGGGCUAUGAAGAGACAAAAACAUUUUUGGCAAUUUUGAGUGAGUCCCCAUUUUCUGAAAAACUCCGAACCUGUCACCAGAACCGCCAGGUGUACCGGGCCAUUGCUGAGAGGCUGAGGUCCCGGGGCUUCCUGCGGACCCUGGACCAGUGUCGUUAUAGGGUCAAAAAUCUUCUAAGGAAUUACCGUAAAGCCAAGAGCAGCCAUCCACCAGGGACGUGCCCCUUCUAUGAGGAGCUAGAGGCCUUGGUGAGGGCUCGGACGGCCAUGAGAGUCACCGAUGGUCCAGAAGAGUCUUUGGCAUUCCCCAGACUGGGGGAUAGUGAUGCAGAGAUGGAUGAGUCUGAAGAAGGGGGCUGGGAUCCUGAAGAAACAGCAGAAGACUGUAAUGGUGAUGUCCUAGCCACUAAUGAGACCAUUCAGGGGCCCAGGGUUCCAGGAGUCCCAGCUUUGUUCCACAGUCGUAUUGCAGGUGUGCACUGGGGCUAUGAGGAGACCAAGACCUUCCUGACCAUUCUCAGCGAGUCCCCAUUUUCUGAAAAGCUUCGCACUUGUCACCAAAACAGCCAGGUGUACCGGGCCAUUGCGGAACGACUCUGUGCACAGGGCUUCCUGCGGACACUGGAGCAAUGUCGCUACAGAUUCAAAAACCUUCUGAGGAACUACCGGAAAGCCAAGAGCACCCAUCCACCAGGGACAUGCCCCUUCUUUGAGGAGAUGGAUUCACUGAUGAGGGCACGGACAGCUAUCAGAGCCAUGGGCUCCUUCAGGAAUCCAGUGGAUCUCCAGCGAUCUGGGAAGAACAAUACUAAGAUUAGCCCCCAGGAGACCUGGGUUGAGAUGGCAGAUGAAGAUGCCAUGAAAUCUCCAACUCCAUGUCCCACAACUCCAGAGACAGGUUUUGAGAUGAGGUAUGAAGAUGAAGACCACAUUUCAGAGCAGGACAUUUUUGACGAUUUGCCUGCGCCCUUAUCAAAAUGUACCACAGAGAAUGUUUACCACCCUCAUAUUUGGAGAGAUGACAGUGAAAAUGAAGGUGAAGGGCAAUGGGAAAAUUCCUCACAGAAACAGUGGGAAGAAUGUUCUUCUGAAGAAGAUUUGGAAAAGCUUAUUGAUAACCAAGGCCUAUACCUAGCAGAGAAGCCCUACAAGUGUUACACCUGUGUGAAAAGCUUCAGUCGGAGUUCCCACUUUAUGGCCCACCAGCGAAUACACACAGGUGAGAAGCCCUUCAAAUGCCUUGAGUGUGGGAAAAGCUUUAGUGACCGCUCCAACCUCAACACCCAUCAGAGAAUUCAUACUGGAGAGAAGCCCUACAAAUGCCUUGAAUGUGGGAAAAGCUUUAGUGACCACUCUAAUCUUGUGACUCACCAGAGAAUCCACACUGGGGAAAAGCCCUAUCAAUGUGGGGAAUGUUGGAAAAGCUUCAAUCAGAGCUCAAACCUUCUGAAACAUCAGAGAAUCCACUCAGGAGGAAAUCUUGGCCAAUUCAGAGAGGUUGGGGAGAACUUGGGCCAAAGCCCAUCCUUCAGUGCUUCGUGGAGGAACUUGGCAGAGGAUCCAACUCCUGAACAACUUCAGAGUGCCAGUAAGAACUUGAAUUCUUCUGGAUUACUCAGCACCAACUCAGGGGAGAAACUCUAUAAGUGUUCUGAAUGUGGAAGAAUCUUCUCUAAGAGUUCUGCUCUCAUUAGUCACCAAAGAAUUCACACAGGCGAGAAACCAUAUGAAUGUACUGAAUGUGGGAAAAGCUUCAGUAAGAGCUCGACACUGGCCAAUCAUCAGCGAACGCAUACUGGGGAGAAACCAUAUAAGUGUGCAGACUGUGGGAAAUGCUUUAGUGAGCGCUCUAAACUUAUCACCCACCAGCGAGUACACACAGGAGAGAAGCCCUACAAAUGCCUUGAGUGUGGAAAAUUCUUCCGUGACCGUUCUAACCUCAUCACUCACCAGAGAAUUCACACAGGAGAGAAGCCUUACAAGUGCAGAGAGUGUGGGAAAUGCUUUAAUCAGAGCUCUAGUCUUAUAAUUCACCAGAGAAUCCAUACAGGAGAGAAACCCUACAAGUGCACGGAGUGUGGUAAAGACUUCAAUAACAGUUCCCACUUCAGUGCCCACCGGAGAACCCAUGUAGGAGGAAAAGCAUCUUAGAAGAUGCAUCUGUCCACAGCAGUAGUGAAAUGUUGAACUGAUUCUCCAAGAUCAGAAGAUUGCUAGAUAAAACUUUUCUAGUUUUUAAGUUUAGUGUAUACCCAGGGAACUUAUUUUGAUAUAAUCCAGGUAAUUUGGAGGUGAAUUACAGAUGCUAAGGAUCCAGAUUUGAAAGCACUUUUUCUUAAGUUAAUUUGGUUUUCUUCUGUAACUGCCUAUCCCCUUACUCUCCUCCCCUCUGUAGCUUAAGAGAUCAGAGGUAAAUCAGUGAUCCUGAGCAGUGAUUCCACACCUAACUGUGCCUUUACAUUUUCCACUUGUAUACAUGCCCCAUUAGUUUGCAUUGGUACCUGUCAACAAAUUUUACAUUUGGCAG
Suncus etruscus (white-toothed pygmy shrew) is the source of this 3591-nucleotide messenger RNA. It is a transcript of the gene ZSCAN20, whose product is annotated as zinc finger and SCAN domain containing 20. NCBI's taxonomy places the organism in Eukaryota, Metazoa, Chordata, Mammalia, Eulipotyphla, Soricidae. The transcript is spliced from 8 exons. Bases 90 to 3215 code for a protein of 1041 amino acids. Gene Ontology annotation, biological process: regulation of transcription by RNA polymerase II. Gene Ontology annotation, molecular function: RNA polymerase II cis-regulatory region sequence-specific DNA binding; DNA-binding transcription factor activity, RNA polymerase II-specific. The record is from RefSeq and is a predicted model, not a curated record.